UGAGUCCGUCAGCCAAGAAAGCCAAAGUUGGAUGCGCAAGUUAAGAGUGGAACGUUACCCGCCAGCGCACACCAUCCUCACCCCAGACAAGCCAAAGUUGCUAACAUGCGCUGACCCUCACUCCACGAAUGAUCAGCAGUAUAAAACAAUUCGAUUUUCUCAUCAUCAUUUUUCGUUUGGGCAAACGGGAACUGUUUGUUUGGGUCCGAGCUCGAAAGGGGAGAUCAAGUGGCUGACUUAUCCCUUAAGAACAAAUGGAUCUGUGGGCAGUCCACUUGAAGAACGCAACUAACUGUGGGAAUCCUGCUGCUGGGGCUCUCUUGUUGAACAGGAAUUCGAUUCCUGAAAGACCCAAUUCCUGGAAUAUUGGAAAACUCGGUGUCUUCGAGAUCAGGCUUUCGAGGCGACUCCUUUCCUCAUCUGCCCAUCCUUCUUUAACCGUUAAAGCCAUGGCUAAGAAGAACAAUCACGACGAUUCCUCUUCCUCUUCUUCUUCAUCUGGAAAUGGUGAUCAAUCUAUUCCUGAUAGAGACAGUUCAAGAAGAAACAAUUCUUCGGACAGCAAUGAAUCAGAUGACUCUGCUUCCCAGAAGUCCCAUCAUUCAAACACAGAUUGGAGAGAGUUCAGAGCUAUGUUAUAUAAUAAUUACCAGGUAGAGAAGGCAGAGUCUGAUGCUCACAAACAAGGCGGGGCGCCUCAUGUGUCGAAACCUCUUGGCUCAAAAUGGGCCCAUCCUCUUUCAGUGCCUGAGACUGGUUGUGUUCUUGUUGCCACCGAGAAGCUUGAUGGAGUUCGCACCUUUGAACGAACGGUUGUUCUCCUUCUGAGAUCUGGAACCAGACAUCCACAAGAGGGGCCAUUUGGUGUUGUAAUUAAUCGCCCACUUCACAAGAAGAUCAAACACAUGAAAUCCACUAAUAAUGAAUUAACUACUACUUUUUCUGACUGUUCUUUGCACUUUGGGGGGCCUCUUGACGCGAGUAUGUUUCUGUUAAAAGUGGGAAAAAAGUCAGAGUUUCCUGGGUUUGAAGAGGUGAUUCCUGGCCUCUGUUUUGGUGCUCGAAACAGUUUAGAUGAAGCUGCAGAGCUGGUGAAGAGAGGAGUGCUAAAGUCUCAGGAUUUCAAGUUCUUUGUUGGUUAUGCUGGCUGGCAGCUGGAUCAGUUGAGAGAGGAAAUUGAAUCAGAUUAUUGGUAUGUGGCUGCAUGUAGCCCAAAUCUGAUUUUUGGAGAUUUAUCAGACUCUUGGUCAGAAAGUUUGUGGAAGGAGAUUUUGCAGGAAAUGGGUGGUCAUUACUCAGAAUUGAGCCGGAAGCCUAAGCAAGACAUAUAGUUGCCUACAGGUAAUGGGUGAUUAUAGAAUUAAGACAUGAAUCCUGAUGUAUCUUGAUGUGUAGGUAUUUAUGAAACCAAAUGUACAGAAAAUUAACUGGCUAUUUUAGUCAAUAGAACUUUUCAUUCUUCUUUUCUUC
Molecule: messenger RNA, 1470 nt
Organism: Theobroma umbraticum
Lineage: Eukaryota; Viridiplantae; Streptophyta; Magnoliopsida; Malvales; Malvaceae
Product: electron transporter, putative (DUF179)
Source: RefSeq, a predicted model, not a curated record